Messenger RNA from Punica granatum (pomegranate), 2347 nucleotides. NCBI's taxonomy places the organism in Eukaryota, Viridiplantae, Streptophyta, Magnoliopsida, Myrtales, Lythraceae. The record is from RefSeq and is a predicted model, not a curated record.
CCCUCAAUGCUUUCCCAAUGGAGGCUGUCAGAUGGUUAGUAUAAUACAUUGAAACAUAUGUAUUAAUGUUUCCGAGAAAAAUAUUAGAUGAGACUAACAUGCUAAUGUGAUCGGUGCGAAUUCUGAUAAGAAGUCGAGAAAAAUGCAAAAGAAAUAGAUAUGGUGGUUUCUAUGGAAAAAUAUAUAUUUAUGGGACACGGAUGAUACGAUAGUGGAUGUGUUCACACUACUGUAAUAUAUAUCGCAGCUGAUGAGCAUACGUAGCAUAGGUUUACUUUUACACCACUGUGCCAGAGCUAAGUCGUGUCGCCAUGGAGCUUCCCUCCACGCUGCCGCCAUUAAAGUGGGCGUGCAGUCCGACAUCAUCAUCUCCAACCAUGUUCUUAACAUGUAUGCUAAAUGCGGCAGAAUCUCACACGCGCGCCAACUGUUCGACGAAAUGCCAGACCGGAAUCUCGUAUCGUGGUCGGCACUUAUGUCCGGCUGCAGCCAGUCUGGGCAUCAUGUAAGAGCGCUGGAGCUGUUUUCCCAGAUGCCCGUUGUGCCCAAUGAGUAUAUCUAUGCUAGCGUAAUUAGUUCUUGUGCUGCCCUUAGAUAUUUGCCUUAUGGGCAGCAAGUUCAUGCUCAUUCGGUGAAGUCUGGUUAUGCUUAUGUCGUCUUUGUUGCCAACUCUCUCAUCUCGAUGUACAUGAAGUUGGGUCUGUCGGGUGAUGCGGUCCUAGUUCAUGCUUGUACCUCAGAACCAAGUCUCGUGUCUUAUAAUGCUUUGGUGUCUGGUUUUGUAGAAAAUAAUUUGCCUGAGAGAGCUUUUCAGACCUUUAAGGCAGUACUCCGGCAGGGGCUCAUGCCCGAUAGAUUCACGUUUGUUGUGUUGUCAGGAGUUUGUCCCCAAUCAGAUAAUUUAACUAGCGGAAUGGUGUUGCACUGCCUGGCAGUCAAGCUUAGCCUCGACUCCAUUCCCUUUGUUGGGAAUUUGGUGAUGACUAUGUAUUCGAAGUUCAACUUGAUAGCUCCAGUGGACAGAGCUUUCAGCUCAAUAGAGGACAGAGACGUCAUUUCCUGGAACACACUGAUCGCUGCACAUUCUCAGUGCGAUGAUCAUCAAAACGGCUUGGGAGUUUUCAGGGAGAUGCUCAGUGGAAGUAAUGUCCGCCCAGAUGACUUUACUUUUGCUAGUGUCAUUGCUGCCUGUGCUGGGCUUGCCUCUAUACGUCAUGGUAGACAGAUUCAUGCCCAUCUGAUUCGCGGUAACUUCUCAUGGGAUAUUGGGGUCUGCAACGCCCUUGUCAACAUGUAUGCCAAAUGUGGUUGCCUCGAGUAUGCUUGCAAUUUAUUCAACACGAUGCAGUCUCGGAAUCUUGUAUCAUGGAAUACAGUCAUUGCCGGAUAUGGAAAUCACGGACUUGGACAAAGAGCCUUGGAGACUUUUGAACAGAUGCUACUAUUGGGAUUAAACCCUGAUCCUGUCACCUUUGCUGGGCUCCUGAUAGCUUGCAAUCAUGCGGGGCUAGUGGAUAAGGGUGUAAGUUAUUUUAAUAGUAUGAAGGAGGUUUAUGGGAUUUCUCCGGGCAUAGAACAUUUCUCUUGCCUCAUUGACAUGUUGGGUCGAGCUGGGAGGUUGCAGGAAGCAAAAUACUACAUUAGCAAGUCUGACUUUGGAAACGAUCCCAUCAUUUUGGGAAGUUUGCUUUCUGCUUGUCGACUUCAUGGGGACGUUUCUGUCGGAGAACAUCUGGCAGGAAAGCUUCUGGAACUAAAGCCUCCCACUACAUCGCCUUAUGUACUAUUGUCCAACUUGUAUGCUUCAGACGAGGCAUGGGAUAGUGUUGUCGAGGCGAGAAAGUUGUUAAAGAACAGCGGAUUGAAGAAGGAACCUGGGCAUAGCCUUAUAGAGGUGAAAGGAACAUACGAAAAAUUUACCAUGGGAGACCUGUCUCAUUCCAAGAUUGAGGAGAUGAAGAAUCUGCUCGGAAUCUUGAAUUGGGCUGUGGGUGAACUUUCUUCAGGUCGCGUGCCUCGCCAUUCUUACUGGGGAUUAGGGAGGGUUUGAUUUCUUUUUUGCUGGAUAUAAGGGAGGGCUUGAUUUUACUAAUUUCAGGAUUGUUUCUAACAUGCUGAAUAUUUUUAGCUGAACUUCGUAAAUAACACAUCAAUCAUCAAUUUCUUGACUAAUUGUCAGCUGGAGUUGUACUUCUUGUUGAGUCUUGAUUUAAUUUCAAUUUGGGAGAAGAAACUAAUAUGCUUUUCAGUUCAAGAAACAGCAAAUCACAGCGCAAUGCGUGGGGCUACAAGACUAGCACAAUGUAAAAUGCGCCAGUUUUAUAUAAAGAGUUUUUGUUUCACUUGC